Phyllopteryx taeniolatus (common seadragon) is the source of this 2588-nucleotide messenger RNA. RefSeq names its product BRF1 RNA polymerase III transcription initiation factor subunit b (gene brf1b). Lineage: Eukaryota; Metazoa; Chordata; Actinopteri; Syngnathiformes; Syngnathidae. The record is from RefSeq and is a predicted model, not a curated record. Gene Ontology annotation, biological process: transcription preinitiation complex assembly; transcription by RNA polymerase III; DNA-templated transcription initiation. Gene Ontology annotation, cellular component: transcription preinitiation complex; nucleus; transcription factor TFIIIB complex. The transcript has 19 exons. Bases 220 to 2283 code for a protein of 687 amino acids. Gene Ontology annotation, molecular function: RNA polymerase III type 3 promoter sequence-specific DNA binding; TBP-class protein binding; RNA polymerase III general transcription initiation factor activity.
GGACACGUGACGUCAUCCGAUCGCGAAUCAGGAAAGCGAAGACAAACGUUGGUCGCGUUUCUCCUUCAAUGCGUGUGAAAAACACGUAAAACUAACAAGCUCAAAUCCUGGCGGUGUGAAGAAGAAUUGUAAGGCAAAGGAUGACGACAGACACCCGGAGAGAUCGCGCAUGUUUCUGAACAUCCGAAUUCCACUCUUGCUGCGCUUCUCCCUUACGCAAUGAGCUCCAGGCUGUGCAAGACCUGCGGGGGCGCAGACAUCGAUGUAGACCAGGCCCGGGGCAGCGCCGUGUGCACCGGCUGCGGUUCGGUUCUAGAGGACAACAUCAUAGUCUCCGAGGUCCAGUUUGUGGAAGGAAGCGGAGGCGUGUCCUCUGCGGUGGGACAAUUCGUCUCUACUGAUGGUCCGGCGAAGACUCCGCUGCUCGGUUCUGGUUUCCACACGAGUGUCGGGAAAGAGUCCCGAGCUCAGACGCUGCAAAGUGGGAGACGUCAGAUCCAUCACCUUGGCAACCAGCUGCAACUCAACCAGCACUGUCUGGACACAGCCUUCAACUUCUUCAAGAUGGUGGUGAGCCGACAUCUGACGCGCGGACGCAAAACUGAACACAUCAUCGCUGCCUGCCUCUACCUGGUGUGUCGCACUGAGGGGACGCCACAUAUGUUGCUGGAUCUGAGUGACCUGCUGCAGGUGAAUGUUUACAUCCUGGGAAAAACCUUCUUGUUGUUGGCUCGCGAGCUCUGCAUCAACGCUCCCGCCAUCGAUCCGUGUCUGCUGAUACCUCGCUUCGCUCACAUGUUGGAGUUCGGGGCGAAGACUCACGACGUUUCCAUGACGGCUCUUCGUCUGGUUCAGAGGAUGAAGAGGGACUGGAUGCACACGGGCCGCCGUCCCUCCGGACUGUGCGGCGCCGCCCUCCUGGUGGCGGCCCGCAUGCACAUGUUCCGGCGCACGGUGAAGGACGUGAUCGGGGUGGUCAAAGUGUGCCAGGCCACGCUGAGGAAGAGGCUGACCGAGUUUGAGGACACGCCCACCAGUCAGCUGACCGUCGACGAGUUCAUGAAGGUGGAUCUGGAGCAGGAAUGUGACCCGCCGUCUUUCAGCGCCGCUCAGCACAAGACCAAGAUGCAGCAGCUGGAGCGACAGCUGACCAAGAAGUUGAACGAGGUCGAAGGAGAGAUCAACUGCUACCAAGACCAGAUCGAGAGCGAGCUGGAGAAGAGCCGACCCAAACUCCGAGGCGUCUACGCCGCCUACGUGCACAAAAUGGACCCUCAGGACAAGGACAUCCCGGCGGGCUCGCCGCCCGACGCCGAAGAUCGCAACCUCCGAAGCGCCGCCCGCCACCUCACGCAGAACUUCCUGUGCCAAGUGAUGCGAGAAGAGGAAGGCCGGGGCCACAAGGACGCUGACGUCGGCGAGCCGGCCGAGGAGUCAGACGGGGGGCCGUCGUCACGGCGGCGGCUCCCCGUCGCCGGCGUUCUGGAAAGUUCUGCCGCUUUGGAGCUCCGGCAGAGCUUCCGGAUCUUCGGCGAGGACCGCGCGGACGGCGACGUGUCGGAUGGAGACGAGAACUCCGAGGGCGGGGACCUGGAUCUGGACGGUAUCGACGAGCGGGAGAUCGACAAGUACAUCCUGAGUGACAAGGAGGUCCAAGUCAAGACCCGACUGUGGAUGCAGCAGAACCGAGAAUACCUCCAAGAGCAGAAAGAAAAAGAAGAACGAAUUCGAAAAGAGAAGGAACAGGGGACGUACAAAGAGAAGGCCAGCAAGCCCAAGAAGAAGAAGAAGAAGAAGGACAGCGUGCAGGCGUCCACGGCCGGCGAGGCCAUCAAGAAGAUGCUGGAGAGGAAGAAGAUCUCCACCAAGAUCAACUACGACGUCCUCAAAGACCUCAACGGCGGCCAGACGCCGGGCGGGGGUCCCGACGAGACCGCCCCCGAGCCUCCCGCCGGGAAAAGACGCCGCCGCAAGAAGACGGACGCCGUCGCCGACAUGGCCGCCAGCGCCGGCGUCAUGGGGAAGAGGCUGGGCCCGCUCUUCUCGGGACCGCCCAACAAGAAGAAAAGUCCGGCCAAGACCGACUCGACCCGGCAGGUCGCUCCCGCCGCGACGGACGGCGCGGGAGCGGGAGCCCGAGCCGAGCCGCAGUCGGGCCGGGCGGAGAGGGAGGACGAGGAGAAGACCGACGAAGACGAGGAGGAGGACGACGAGCGUGCGAGCGCUCUGCGGCUCGCCGGACAUUUUGGCUGCGGCGCCGACGAGGACGACGAGAUCUUCUAGCUCCGUUCUGCGGCGCCUUUUUCCAACUUUUUAUGCCACUCAAUUGUGGAGGUGUGAAAUGUUGUAGUUUGGGAACACGCCGGCUGGCUUCCCGUAUCAUGUGGCCCCUCCCCCUUUGUGUCCGUGUCCAAUCUGCCCAAUCUGAUGUUGGCGUUUGUGUCCGACGACGCCGGCGUCGUGUCAUUCCUUCAAAGCCCAGACACGCAACAACAACAAUUGUUAACUAGCCCUCCAUAAUAAUGUACUUUAUAAAAGCUUACCGUGAUGACAUCAUUCAAUAGAAUUAAAGUUUUUAUGACACUGUA